AGGGGAAGGCCACAUCCGUUGCCUCUUCUUGUCGCCCGUGAGUCGAGACAUGCUCGAUCAUUCACCUUCUUCCCCGAUCCGAUCCCCAAAUCUCAUUUUGGUUUUUUGCUUCUUUUCAAAAGCACUGCAACCCAGACGAACUACAGGGGUUUAUCCAACCCAAGGAUUACCUAACGCCGUUCUCUCCGUGGAUCUCCUGUCCAAACAAAUUGAAAAAAAGCACCAUGGCUUCGGGUUUCAGCGGCGAUGAAACUGCCCCCUUCUUCGGCUUCCUCGGAGCUGCCGCGGCUCUCGUAUUCUCUUGCAUGGGUGCCGCCUAUGGGACCGCAAAAAGUGGGGUAGGAGUUGCCUCCAUGGGAGUCAUGCGGCCUGAACUUGUCAUGAAGUCUAUUGUACCCGUGGUUAUGGCUGGAGUUUUGGGAAUUUAUGGGUUGAUCAUAGCUGUUAUCAUCAGUACUGGUAUAAACCCAAAAGCAAAAUCGUACUAUCUCUUUGAUGGGUAUGCACACCUGUCCUCGGGUCUUGCUUGUGGGCUUGCUGGCCUCUCUGCUGGAAUGGCUAUUGGAAUUGUUGGUGAUGCUGGUGUUCGCGCUAAUGCUCAACAGCCUAAGCUGUUUGUGGGUAUGAUUCUCAUUCUUAUCUUUGCGGAAGCUCUUGCUCUAUAUGGUCUCAUUGUGGGGAUCAUUCUAUCAUCCCGAGCUGGCCAAUCUCGGGCAGAAUGAAGAGAGCUAAAAAUUCUUGUUCGUGAUAUCUUCUAUUUGAUAUACAACUGGCUGGACUUGUAUCAUUGCUCAUCGAGUGUGAGUUAUAUGGACCAUUUUCUUGUUAUUAUAUUUCUCAAGCUCCACCUGCUUGAUGGAUGAACUCUUGUAUGGGGUGGAUUUAUAGAUAGCAUUAUGAAAUCUGUAUUAUUUUCUUAGCGGAGUUUCCUGUACCCUUCUUGAUGUCUUGCGUGAUGAUGGUGUAUUUACUCAAAUUAUCUUUAUGUGCUUACUCAAUACAACUGGCUUUAAGUUGUGCAGC
Molecule: messenger RNA, 1023 nt
Organism: Carica papaya (papaya)
Lineage: Eukaryota; Viridiplantae; Streptophyta; Magnoliopsida; Brassicales; Caricaceae
Product: V-type proton ATPase subunit c2-like
Biological process (GO): proton transmembrane transport
Cellular component (GO): proton-transporting V-type ATPase, V0 domain
Molecular function (GO): proton-transporting ATPase activity, rotational mechanism
Source: RefSeq, a predicted model, not a curated record